Molecule: messenger RNA, 180 nt
Organism: Strongylus vulgaris
Lineage: Eukaryota; Metazoa; Nematoda; Chromadorea; Rhabditida; Strongylidae
Source: the annotation of a GenBank genome assembly
AUGAAAUAUGGGAAUAUUGAUGAAACCGUUUAUCAUAAAUGGACAUGCGUUUCUGAGUUGACUGAUGUGUACUGCAUGCAAGUUCACUCAUGUACAGUAUAUGAUGGCCAGGGUGGACCACCAGUCACUGUCUUGGAUGCAAAUGGAACUUUCAGUUCCGUCUUGCUUGAAUUUCGUUAG